AGAGAGAGAGAGAAGGGUCGUCGAUUCGUCGGGGUCUAAGUGCCUCGAAAGAUUUUUUUCAGAGUCAGGGGUUCGAAUUGCCAGGCGAGAAACCCUAUCGAGUUCGCGGAAGAUCCGAUCUUUUCGCGUUUUUGCUGCAUCAAGCAAACGCGUCCCCUUUAGGGUUUGGCUCUUUGCUUCUGUGGUCUGUCUAUUCAUUUUCCUUUUUCUUUUUCGACUUAAAAGAAAAAUCUCCUGCUUGUCGUUGUUUGAUCCGUGGUGGUUUUUUCAAUGAAUCCCCCGGUAUGAUGAUCUCGCCGGUACCGACGCGUUGAUUUGUGGAGGAAGUUCUCGUUUUGUUAGAAUCGGCUUUUUCUUUGGGUGGAUUCUGUUUCCUGCUGCUUCUUCGUCUCCAUUGAGGGUUUUGAGUGGUUCUGAAAUUUAGGGUUCUGAGUCAUCCUUGCUUUUCCUGGAAGAGAGGUCUCUUUCUUGUGUUUCUCCCUCUGAUGGACGUUGAUCUCAGGAAGGAUGGUCUCUUACUUGGGGUUUGAUGGUUGAGAGACUGCAGGCUUCUUGUCUGUUUGUGUUUGUGAAGGUCGCGCUUGUACGUGGUGGGCGUUUUGAGGUGCUUGUGAGAUAAGGUCCGGGGGACUUUCAGGAAAGUGUAUGAGUCAUUCAUUAUUGGUUGCCUGGGUGAAUUGGAAUUGGAGACCUUCGAGAACUCAGAUUAGCGAUUCGAUGCUUCAAAGCAUAAUGGAUGAAUGUUCAUCACAGGAGGAGUUGCGACAAAACGACAAGUGGGCUUUUAAUCCAGGCAAUGACGGAGGAGGUGUACCGAGUGCAGGUGGAAGUGAAGUUCAUGAUAGCAUGGUUAGAGAUGCUGCCAAUGUGGCACACGCAAGCAGCAGCAGUGUUGUUGAAGUUCAGGAAGAUGGUCAAAGAUUAACAGCUUCUUCUGAAGCGGAACUUGUUUUGGAGAGGGGCAGUAGUGGAUCUGGUGGACCUUCUGAACGCUGUUUGGGUAUUAGGUCUUCUCAGAGUGUUGAGCGCUUUAGUGCUAUGAUUGAAAGGGAUUGGUGUCGUGAAGAGAUGCAUCUGUUGGGGCAGGUGGAAGAAUGCUUUCUCAGAGCUCCAGAAACUCUUGAGACGGAAAAUUUUAUUUUUGAUCAAGACGUCCAGUCUUAUAUGUUCCAGAAAGGUUCCUGGGAUGGUGAGGUCAGCAAAAGUUUUGAAGAAAUCCAACACAAGAGGGCAAGAAUACUUGUGAAUCCACAUGGAUGUGAUUAUGCUGCCGUUACUUCUACAGCCUCUGGCACAUCUGCAACAAGCUCCAGUGCUGGUCAAUGUCUUUCACAAGCCAUGUCUAUUUCAUCUGAAACUGGAAAUGAGAUGCCUAUCCACCUCACCUCCACCAUUGGUUACAGUAAAGCUACUAGGGAAUCUGGUGGUGAUCGUGGAAAUGAUGGAGAAGAUGAGAACACUAGUUCUAAAUUGGAAGAUCAUGAAGUCAGGAUGGAUCUUACCGAUGAUCUGUUGCACAUGGUUUUCUCAUUCCUAGACCACAUACAUCUCUGCCAUGCAGCUAGAGUAUGUAGACAGUGGCGAGCGGCUAGUGCCCAUGAAGAUUUCUGGAGGCGUUGGAAUUUCCAGAAUAAGAAGAUUACACCAUUACAGUUUGCAGAUAUGUGCAGCCGAUACCCCAAUACAUCGGAGGUGAAUAUAGUUGGUACUCCUGCUGUUGAGAUGCUUGCGCAGAAAGCACUGACCUCUCUUAGAAAUUUAGAAGUCCUGAUUUUGGGAAAAGGACAGUUCAGUGAUGGGUUUUUCCAUGCUCUGGUUGAUUGUCCUGUCUUGAGCAAAUUGGAUAUCACAGAAUCAAAUCUGGCUGCUGGUAGUCCAGAAAUAGUUGUUUGCCAUGACAGAUUGCGUCACCUUAGCAUGACAAAAUGUCGUGUAAUUCGGAUUUCUGUAAGAUGUCUUCAACUUGAGUGUCUGUCCUUGAAGCGUACAAAUGUAUCACAUGCCAUGCUGAAUUGUCCACAGUUGAAAAAACUGGACAUAGCCUUCUGCAACAAACUCUCAGAUGCUGGAAUACGAUCUGUUGCUACCUCGUGUCCUUUGUUGACAUCCUUGAAUAUAUCAAAUUGUACUGCUGUUAGUGAUGAAACAUUAAGAGAAGUUGCUCUCUCCUGUCCAAAUCUUCGUGUUCUUGAUGCAUCUUAUUGCCCAAAUAUCUCUCUUGAGUCUGUCAGACUGCCACUUUUGACAGAUUUAAACCUGCAUAACUGUGAUGGCAUUAAUUCUGCUUCAAUUGCUGCUUUGUCUUAUUGCUACAUGCUGGAGGCAUUGAAGCUUGACUGUUGCUGGUUGCUGACUUCUGUCAGUCUAGACCUGCCGCACUUACAGAACAUCAGUCUUGUCCAUUGUCGCAAGUUUUUGGAUUUAAACUUGCGGUGCCCUUCCCUUUCAUCUGUCACUGUAUCAAACUGUCCUGUGCUUAAUCGGAUCAGUAUCACUUCAAACAAUCUCCAGAAAUUGGUGCUGCAGAAGCAGGACAGUUUAACCUCUGUUCAUUUACAAUGUCAAAGAUUGCAAGAGGUGGACCUUAGUGAGUGUGAGUCCCUGAAAAAUACUAUUUGUGAUGUUUUUUCUGAUGGUGGCGGCUGCCCAAUGCUCAAGUCAUUGACUCUUGAUAGCUGUGAGAGCUUGACAAAGGUUGGAUUGAACUGCACCUCAUUAGUUACCCUUUCGCUAGUUGGUUGUCGUGGCAUGAAAAGCCUUGAACUUGGAUGUCCGAACCUUCAGGAAGUCUUUUUGGAUGGUUGCGAUCAUCUUGAGGAUGCAUCUUUCUGCCCUGUUGGGCUCAGAUCACUUAAUCUUGGCAUAUGUCCAAAGUUGAGUACACUUAGACUUGACGCAUCACAAAUGACAAUAUUGGAGUUGAAGGGGUGUGGUGUGCUUUCUCAAGCAGCAAUAAAUUGUCCUAGUUUGGUAUCUCUCGAUGCAUCAUUUUGCAGCCAACUUCAGGAUGAUUGCCUCUCCGCCACAACUGCUUCCUGUCCAAACAUCGAGUCCUUGGUCUUGAUGUCAUGUCCAUCUGUUGGUCCUGAUGGGCUGUCUUCUUUGUGCCGUCUGCCGAAUUUGACCCUGCUUGAUUUGUCAUACACAUUCUUAACAAACUUGCAGCCUGUUUUUGAGAGUUGCACUCAGCUUAAGGUCCUGAAGUUGCAAGCCUGCAAGUACCUUCUCGAUUCCUCUUUGGAUGCUCUUCAUAAAGGAGGGGCUCUUCCAGCCCUUCGUGAGCUUGAUUUGUCAUAUGGGAGCAUCUGCCAGUCUGCCAUUGAGGAACUUCUUGCUUCUUGUACCCAUCUUACACACGUGAGUUUAAAUGGGUGUGCAAACAUGCAUGAUCUUGAUUGGAGUUCUGGUGAUCGCCAGUGUUUCCAGUUUGGAAAUGUUGUUCAACCCUUUGAUCUGCUACCUGGUUCGGUAAAUGUCACCGAGAUAAAUGAGGAGGAGCCUGACCGCUUGCUUCAGAAUCUCAAUUGUGUUGGUUGCCCAAAUGUAAAGAGGGUUAUCAUUCCUCCAUCUGCUCGCUGCUUUCAUUUAUCAUCAUUGAACCUUUCCCUGUCUGCUAAUCUGAAGGAAGUGAACCUCGCAUGUUACAGCCUCUGUUUCUUAAAUUUGAGCAAUUGCUGCUCACUGGAAAAUUUGAUCCUCAAUUGCCCCCGGUUGACCAGUCUUUUGCUUCAGUCCUGUGGGAUUGAAGAGCAAGUUGUUGAAGAUGCAAUAUUGCACUGCAAUAUGUUAGAAACACUAGAUGUUCGAUUUUGUCCCAAGAUAACUGGUGCAGGGAACCUUCGAAUGGUUUGCCCUAGUUUGAAGCGUCUCUUCAGCAGUUCGUGCAUGUGAUCAUGAUUUUUGAUUCCUGUUGAGUUGAUCUUGUCCUAAUUAUGGACUCAAAUAUUAUGGUCUUAACACCGUCUUCCAUCCCACUGUAGGUCUGGGGUGUUCGAGUUUAUUUCUGAGGGGUUUGACUAUGUCCUCUGCUUGUUCACCGUUUUUGUGUGCAUUGCCGUGUAAGCUUAAAAAAGCACUCGUCUUGUAAUAUCUGAACAUUUAUGUUAUUGCUUUAUCAGCUGCUGAA
Messenger RNA from Nymphaea colorata (pocket water lily), 4126 nucleotides. RefSeq names its product F-box/LRR-repeat protein 15-like. Bases 646 to 3891 code for a protein of 1081 amino acids. The transcript has 17 exons. Gene Ontology annotation, molecular function: protein binding. The record is from RefSeq and is a predicted model, not a curated record. Lineage: Eukaryota; Viridiplantae; Streptophyta; Magnoliopsida; Nymphaeales; Nymphaeaceae.